AUGAUUUUCCUUGAACGGCAACUGGGUGAUGAGAAACAAAUCAAAACUGGCAACGGCAAUGCUGCGACGACUCCAGCUCUGUUGCGGUUGACGAUGAGGUUAGCAAAUAGUCGGACAGAAAUUGAACAGCCCAACUAUGGAAAAUUCCGGAGACGCAGCUGCCACGAUCUCGUUAGACUGAAGGCCUGGGUCACAGCGGCGAACACCGCGUACGAGAGAAAGAAGCUUCGUCGUGUAGGUGGGAAAGCGUCAGACUGA
Linum trigynum is the source of this 258-nucleotide messenger RNA. The record is from the annotation of a GenBank genome assembly. Lineage: Eukaryota; Viridiplantae; Streptophyta; Magnoliopsida; Malpighiales; Linaceae.